GUUAAGUGUAGUUAUUUUGUUCAGUGUACUAAGUUUUUAAAAAUAUUUUUAUAGUACUUUACCCACAGGCAAAAUGUCAUCUGCAAAGCGACCUUGUUCUGAGGUGGAAGGCUACCUUCAUCAAGUGUCCCCAGUACUGCAGUCUGUGAAGGCAAAAUAUUUCACUGCUGUGCUCCAGGAGGCUGACCGCAAUACUCGUGUUGUGGUAUUUGACAUGCAGCACCACAAUGUUUUUCAGUGUGUGGAGAAAGACAGGCAAGUGAUAGAACUGUGUCUCUUAGAUAAUUUGUUUAUUGUUUUACAACAGCAGCAUGUCAUCCUUGCUCACAGUAUUGUUUGAAUAUGUAUUGGCUGUAGCUAAUCCAUUCGGCAGCAGCAUAGCACUUCUACUUUGCCAAGACCUAGCAUUUACAUUGUCAAAUCCUUUGACUGAUUUUGUUUUAAUGUCCUCUUACAGGAGUCCUGUGAAACUAAGUGGAGUAAGAUUAAGCCCCUCUCUUCAAAAUCAGGGAAGAGACGAUGUCCUUGUCAAUAGCUACAGCAGAGUUUCCAUCAUUAGACGGUUACCGUUUGCUUUUGAUGAUGGUCUGAGAGCUACCAGUGACUCCAAAACACUAAGAGACAUUGCAAAUGAUGUCAGGCAAUAUCAGCGGGUGACUGUCCAAGUCAAAGUGGUAAGGCUCUUGUUCCAGAAGCAGACCCUGACUCGCCAUAACCAGCAAGUGUUGAGGAAAACGUACCGCAUUGCUGACAAGACUCUCAGCAUGACCUUAAGUGUCUGGGGUGAUGGUCAUAUUGAUGUUGGACAUUGGUGUGAGCUGCAGAAUGUUUCUGUGAGGAAGAUUGGUACAAAGCCAUGCCUUUCAACCACUCUGCAGACCAAGAUGACGCGUCUGAAGGAUUUGGGUUGUUUCAUUGAGACUGCUGAAGAUGACAUUGUCACCAUGGAGGGAGAAAUUGUCGACACCCAAAUAAGAGUGAGUCAUUUAUGUCCAAAGUUCCACAAAAUGAAUACGGUAAAUGCCUCUACGUUAAUGAAUUAUUGUAAUCAGUGUGAUGCCUUCUGUAAAACGACGAAAAUCAAGUCCAUUUUGAAUGGACAUAUAACAAUUGAUGUAAAGUCCACUCACAACAAAAUUGUGAUGGAUGAUGGUAAUUUCCGUCAGCUCUUAAAUUUCUCCCAAGAGUUUAAAGAGAAUACUGAUGACCUGGCAUCCCAAAUUUUGAGCCACGACAAUCUGAAAGUUGAAAUGUUUGAUCAUGAAGUUUUACGUGCAGUGUUCAUUAAAGUUGGUGAAUGUAGCAGUGCUGUUCCUGGUAGUAGCAGUUCAAAUGCAACCAUGGCAACCCCCGUCAAGUGAGCCGUCAUCUGCAAAUGCAUGGUCAAGCCAGCCGGCGCCUAAAUUGUGAUGCACGUCAUUUUGUAACAUUACGGUACGGAUACUUGCAGCGGCCAGAAAACUGUCAUAGACCUACGCGAUUCGACUUCGCGCGCGCGCUGAAAGAUUUGACGAACGCAUGACGUCAAAGUACCGCGAGAGCGGCUCGAGAAAUAUUACGGAGGCUAAUUUCGACUUGCUCUCGCGGUGUUUGACGUCAUCCGCCUGUCAUUUUUUGCUAUUUAAUCGGUUCAUUUACCCAAUAACAAGAUAAACGUAUUAACAACGUA
This is a messenger RNA of Misgurnus anguillicaudatus (oriental weatherfish), 1669 nucleotides long. Lineage: Eukaryota; Metazoa; Chordata; Actinopteri; Cypriniformes; Cobitidae. The record is from RefSeq and is a predicted model, not a curated record.